AUGAACGCCCAAAAACGCAUCUUUCAAUCCUUACCCACUUUCAUUUCCGCCAUCUUUCUCCCUCCUCUGUGCUUAAAUGACUUGCCUAAGAACACCCAGAUCGAGAUUCGGAUCACGACGUGCCUGACUCGCUCUUUCAAAGUUUUAGGAGAGUCAUUAAAAGUCCUUACUGAGUCAACCCGGGUUGUCGCACUGGUUGUCGACCUUUUGGGGUCGGAAAUAAUGAGCGUGGGUAAAGAAUUCGGCUUCCCUUCUUACAUUUACUUUCCUUCAACAGCAAUGCUACUAUCUAUGGUUCUUUAUUUACAAAAGCUUGACCAAAAGCAUUUGUGCGAAUACAAAGAUUUACCCCAACCAGUCAUCUUCCCCGGGUAUACUGUUCCACUUCAUGGUAUAGAUUUUCCAGACCCUUUGCACUAUAGAAAAAGCCCUGCUUACAAAGAUAUUUUAAACUGGAGCAGACGCUACCUAGUAGCAGCGGGGAUUAUGAUCAAUAGCUUCCUCGAGUUGGAAACGAAGACGUUUAAGGCAUUGAUGGAAGAAGAACCUGAUGUUCCUCCGAUUUAUCCUGUUGGACCAAUAGUACGAACCGGUUCGAGCAAUGAGGUUGAUGGAUCUGGGUGCUUGAAAUGGUUAGGAGAACAACCGAGCGAAUCCGUUCUUUUCGUGUCUUUCGGCAGUGGUGGCACUCUAACUCAAAAGCAACUCACUGAGUUAGCGUUCGGACUAGAAAUGAGCGAGCAAAGAUUCAUCUGGGUUGUUCGGAGUCCAAACGAAAAAACUAAAAACGGUAACUUUUUCAUCCAAGAAGAUGAAGAUAGAGUAGAUUUCCAUUUCCUGCCAGAUGGGUUCGCGGAGAGGACCAAAGGGUCCGGUCUCGUGGUGUCAUCAUGGGCUCCCCAGGCUGAGAUACUGAGUCAUGGCUCAACCGGUGGAUUCUUGACACACUGCGGAUGGAACUCGACACUGGAGAGCAUUGUUAAUGGAGUCCCGUUGAUUGCAUGGCCGUUGUACGCAGAGCAGAGGAUGAAUGCAGUGCUGCUGGCAGAUGAUUUGAAGGUAGCAUUUCGAGUUAGAGAGAAGGAAGAAGGUAUAGUGGUUCGUGAGGAUAUUUCAAGAUACGCGAGAGAAAUAAUGGAAGGAGAAGAAGGGAAAAUGGUUAGGAAGAAGAUGAGAGACUUGAAGGAUUCGGCGUUAAAGGCUUUGAGCCAAGAUGGAUCAUCCACCAAGUCUCUUGCCAAAGUUGUAGAGACCUGGAAGAAGCUGGAACAGUAG
Molecule: messenger RNA, 1275 nt
Organism: Carica papaya (papaya)
Lineage: Eukaryota; Viridiplantae; Streptophyta; Magnoliopsida; Brassicales; Caricaceae
Source: RefSeq, a predicted model, not a curated record